Nothoprocta perdicaria is the source of this 3766-nucleotide messenger RNA. RefSeq names its product phosphatidylinositol-5-phosphate 4-kinase type 2 alpha (gene PIP4K2A). Lineage: Eukaryota; Metazoa; Chordata; Aves; Tinamiformes; Tinamidae. Gene Ontology annotation, molecular function: phosphatidylinositol kinase activity. The coding region runs from base 1 to 1218 and encodes 405 amino acids. The record is from RefSeq and is a predicted model, not a curated record. Gene Ontology annotation, biological process: phosphatidylinositol metabolic process. The transcript is spliced from 10 exons.
AUGGCGGCCCCCAGCACCGUCGUGCCCGUCAUGGCGAGUAAGACCAAGACCAAGAAAAAGCACUUCGUGGCGCAGAAAGUGAAGUUGUUCCGGGCGAGCGACCCGCUGCUCAGCGUCCUCAUGUGGGGGGUCAACCACUCGAUCAAUGAACUGAGCCAUGUUCAAAUCCCUGUUAUGUUGAUGCCAGAUGAUUUCAAAGCAUACUCAAAGAUAAAGGUGGACAAUCACCUUUUCAACAAAGAAAACAUGCCAAGUCAUUUCAAAUUUAAGGAAUAUUGUCCAAUGGUUUUCCGUAAUCUAAGAGAGAGGUUUGGAAUUGAUGAUCAAGACUUUCAGAAUUCCUUGACAAGAAGUGCACCACUUGCCAAUGAUUCCCAAGCGCGCAGUGGUGCCCGCUUUCACACAUCCUAUGACAAAAGAUAUAUCAUCAAAACUAUAACAAGUGAAGAUGUAGCAGAAAUGCACAACAUCCUGAAGAAAUACCAUCAGUUUAUUGUGGAGUGUCACGGGAAUACCCUUCUCCCCCAGUUUUUGGGCAUGUACCGGCUUACUGUGGAUGGAGUCGAAGUAUAUAUGGUUGUGACGAGAAACGUGUUCAGCCACCGUUUAUCUGUUUAUAGAAAAUAUGAUUUAAAGGGUUCUACUGUGGCUCGAGAAGCCAGUGACAAAGAAAAGGCCAAAGAGCUGCCGACGUUCAAAGACAACGAUUUUAUUAACGACGGCCAAAAGAUUCAUAUUGAUGAGAACAACAAAAAGAUGUUCCUUGAAAAACUCAAAAAGGAUGUUGAGUUUCUUGCUCAGCUAAAACUCAUGGACUACAGCUUGCUGGUUGGCAUUCAUGACGUUGAAAGAGCUGAACAGGAAGAGGUAGAGUGUGAGGAGAAUGAUGGAGAAGAUGAAGGCGAGAGCGAUGGCACCCACCCCAUUGGAACCCCUCCAGACAGCCCRGGAAACACACUCAACAGCUCGCAGCCUUUGGCUCCAGGGGAAUUUGAUCCAGCUAUUGAUGUUUAUGGAAUAAAAUCCCAUGAAAAUGCACCUCGGAAGGAAAUCUACUUUAUGGCCAUUAUUGACAUUCUUACUCAUUAUGACGCAAAAAAGAAAGCUGCCCACGCUGCAAAAACGGUUAAGCACGGGGCCGGAGCAGAGAUCUCCACGGUUAAUCCCGAACAGUAUUCAAAGCGCUUCUUGGACUUUAUUGCCAACAUCUUGACGUAACCCAUCGUGUUACACGGGACAGACACAAGACCUGGGGACAGCAGCAGUGGCUACAAGUGUAGGGAAAAACGGAACUCAGAGAAGUGCUCAUCUUGCAGAAAGCAACCCCUUGUUUACAUCUGCUGGCAAAGGUGCCCGACGUGGGGUGGAAUACGCGCUUUAACAGCUGCCUGAUAUUCCCAGCAUAGUUCUAGCUAUUUCUGACUCUUUUGUGUGUGCAAAAAAAGUUAAAUUAAAUAGAUCAGCUUCCUCAGAGUGCACUGUGACAGGAAUGCUCUGAUGCUACUGGCCGAGACGGAAUAAAUGAGCAGAGAGCCGAGGGGUGGGGGUGGGCAAAGGCAAAUGCAUGUGCGACCUACGAUACGGGCAUCAAACUGUAAACUGUGGAUCAGUUUAUUUUUGAACUAAAAGAUACGUGACAGUAUUCGUGAUGAUAAUGAUAAUAAUAAAACCCUUCCCGCGAGUGUUACACUUCCCACUUGCACACUGGCACUCCUCACAGCGCCUGCAACAGGAGGCCUCAGCGCCGGCGGGUUUUCCCGUUCGCUUCCUAGCAGUUGGGUUUCUUCCCCUUUUUUUCUCGCUCCCAUUUUUUCUUCUCUUUUUCAGCACCAGGAAGUUGAGACUCUCAGGCACCUGAGAGCUGACGUCUCUUUCCUUGCAAAGAGCUCACCUGUAUUUCAUGCUGCGUGUACAUUUUUUGCUACGGUGAAGUUACGUUAAGGGAAACCCUUGCUUGUUUCACUUUGUUACCUGAACUUUGCAUUUGUUUUAUAUUCUUGCAGUAUAGGAACUAAUAAUGUUACAAGUGGGAAAAAGAAAAAGCUUGUUUGAAGAAGCACGUAGUUGGGGCAAUAGCAGCUUCAUCUUUCGCUCCCGAAAGGUGAGCACACGGAUAGAAAUUCCAUUUCUCCUGUAGUUCAAUGGCAAUUUGAAGUUUCAAUGCUUGUGUUGUACUGUUUAAGCAAUGGUAUUUUGUUACGGAUUAUCCCUUUAAAAGUUAACUCUGACUUUUACUGUUUACAUUACUAGGAAAGCAGGGAUACUUCUGAAUUUCAGAGCCGUGUACAAUAUAUGCUCGUUGCGUUUACAUGUAAAGUUAUUUUGCAGAACAAAUGAAGUAACGUUCGUGCCCUUCCACGAUGCGGCGUGCAGCAGUGUACCCAAGCGAAUGUCUCACUCACCUCCAUGCCAGAAGCUUUUACAAUAAAAUGAUGAAAGGCCCUUUCCRAGGGGUUCUUCCCAAGGUCGUCUCUUAUCAUCAAUAUGAGCUGUCCUCUCGCUUGCUCGCGUUUGAUUGUACAGUGCAUUGCCUAAAACUCUGCUGAUCCUGUUUAACUUGCUAGAAACUUCUAAACGACGCCGUAUUUCCGCUCUUCCGCUCCCCCAACAACCUCAUGCUUGGAAAAAAAAAAAAAAAAAGACCAAUUUACAAUUUACAUAUGCUCAAAGUUUAUCUACUUCUACACUGUGCUGAAGCCGUGCCUUUCUACAGCGUCCUCAUGGAAAGCAGCGGGCUCUCGUGGGCCCUGUUGCGCCGCAUCCCUCGCGCCGCCCGCUCCUCUUGUCCCCUUCCCUGCCCUCCCUGCAGGGUCGUCUGGUCGUUCCGUUCUCGUUGCGUCCGACCCGGACCGCGUGUGGGCCCCUCGGCGCCCUGUGUGUCUGAAGCAGCGGGGACCGGGGCCUGGCCGUUCCUGCCCUCCGCCCAUAGGCCCCAGCUGCCGACGUUUUCACCCAGGUUUGGCUUUCUGAAGGGCGAAGAAGCUGCCGUUCCGCAGGCACGAGGCCACGGCGAGACCCUGCAGUAACGGGAGGGUGGGUUAGUACCUAACCGUGGCCGACCCCUGUGCAUUCCGAGGCAAUUUUAGAAAUGCUCCAGCCAAGCGUUCAGCUUUCCUUCUGUCUGUGUAACAGUUUCUGUCACUCAUUAUUGUCGAUAAACUGUUUAUUUGGACAGGGCAAGGAGGACUCAUUAUUGUAUGUCUUAGUGCUUAGGUUACACUCCAAACAUGAGCAAGGCUUUAUAAAAUAAAGCACUUUGAUGACUCACUAGGUAAAUCCUUUGUUCCUGUGUUUCGACUAUGUUUUUGAUCACUUACAGAUGAGUUUUGGAUGCUCCAAUGAACCUGCAACCUGCAUCUCAAAGGAAAAAACAAAAGGAAAGAAAGAAGAAGCUUAGAAUUUUUCAUUAGAUUUUAUCCUGCUUCUUCGAUGGUUAUUUUAAGUGGCUUAAACCACUUUGCCUUUAAUUUUGUGCAUAAACUGUGCUCCAAGCACAGAUACAGAGAACUGGAAUUGGCAGUUUGAUGGACUGAAUGUUACUGCAAAAAAAGGAAGAUCCUCCACAACAGUUAAUUUAGAGAACGAUUGGCAGAAGUUUGGCGGAGUGCGAAGACCUUAGGCCAAAGCAGCUAUUAUAAAACCAUUCAGGGAUAAGUCAGAGAGGUUUUCUGCUCUGGAACUGCAGGCCUUGCGCUUUGACGCAAUGCUGCUUGUGCUGCACAGCCCRGGCGCGUGGCACAGAAGUGGCCUUUUCCCUUCCUUCUAC